Molecule: messenger RNA, 857 nt
Organism: Fulmarus glacialis (Northern fulmar)
Lineage: Eukaryota; Metazoa; Chordata; Aves; Procellariiformes; Procellariidae
Product: probable ATP-dependent RNA helicase DDX11
Exons: 9
Biological process (GO): nucleobase-containing compound metabolic process; establishment of sister chromatid cohesion
Cellular component (GO): nucleus
Molecular function (GO): nucleic acid binding; DNA helicase activity; ATP binding
Source: RefSeq, a predicted model, not a curated record
GUGGCUGAUUUCCGAGAGCAGCUGCUGUCUUGUGCUGGUGUGGACCCUGCACGUGUUGUGGAGUUCUCUUGUGGACAUGUGAUUCCUCCAGAAAACAUUUUACCCCUAAUCCUCUGUAGUGGUCCUUCCAACCAGCAGCUGGAGUUCACCUACCAGACAAGAGACCUGCCCCAGAUGAUGGAUGAGAUGGGUCGAAUCCUUUGCAACCUGUGCAAUGUGGUCCCAGGGGGUGUGGUGUGCUUCUUCCCCUCCUACGAAUAUGAGAAGCAGAUGUAUGCACACUGGGAGAAGACAGGGCUGCUCACCCGCCUGGCAACUAAGAAGAAGAUCUUUCAGGAGCCGAAGAAAGCCAACCAGGUGGAGCAGGUGCUGGUGGAAUAUGCCAAGUGCAUAAAGCGCUGCAGCCAGGCAGGAGGACAGAUGACGGGGGCCCUGCUGCUUUCUGUAGUUGGAGGCAAAAUGAGCGAAGGGAUCAACUUCUCUGAUGACCUGGGAAGGUGUGUGAUUAUGGUGGGAAUGCCUUACCCCAACAUUAAAUCUCCAGAGCUCCAGGAAAAAAUGGCUUGGCUUGAUAAAACAAUGCCCAGAGCUGCUGGCCAGGCACCUAGCAGAGUGCUGAUUGAAAACCUGUGCAUGAAGGCAGUAAACCAGUCGAUAGGCAGAGCCAUUCGCCAUCAGAAGGACUUUGCAAGCAUCCUGCUCCUGGACCACAGGUACGCACGCCCUGCCAUCUUUAACAAACUGCCGCAGUGGAUCAGGGAGAGAACCCAGGUGAAACCUGCCUUUGGAUCAGCGUUUGCAGAGUUAAGAAAGUUCCAUCGAGGGAAGUCGGAUGCUUUGUGAUGCAGACCAGAGAA